CCCCCGCCCCCAGGCCGCCGGGGCUGUGGCGCUGUUGCCGCGGCGGCCUGUGAGGCUUUAACUCCCCUCCGCCCUAGACCCCUUCCUCCUCCUUUCUCUGUCUCCCUCCCUCUCCUCUCCUCCCCACCCCUCCCCUCCCCUCGCAGUCUCUCGCUCGAGUGAAUGUGGCGCGGCAGCGCGGGACGCAGCCUCGGUCCCUGUCGCGGCCCCGCGAGCUCCUGAGACGCAGACGCUGCCCGCCCCCACCCCUUGCGCUUCCCAGGGGAGCCUCCGCAGCCGGGAAAGAAGAAGGAGGGACGGCGGCGGGAAACCGGGAGAGGGAGGAGAAGAGGGUUCGAGGGCAAGUAGGGAAGGCAGGGAGGGACGGAUCGAAGGACGGACGGCCCGGGAAGGGGGCCGUCAUCGGCCUGCUCGGCCUCGGUUCCGACCCCGGGCGUCGGCGCGGGUGAAGGGCGCGGCAGGAGCUAUCGAGACAAUAACCCCGCCACCCGGCUCUGGGGACGGCGUGGAGAAAGAGGUGGCGGCCUAGCGCAGCCGAGGUUCUCUCAGCGCCCCGGCCGCAUCCGUGCCCCCGCCGGCCGGGUCCCGCCGCCGUCGGGAGUGCGGUGCGGGGCGGGCCGGUCCGGUCGCCCGGGGCCCGAGGCUCUGCUCUGCGCCGACGCCCCCCUCCCCGCCCCCUCCUGGCGCGCGGAGCUGGUUUUCCGGGUUCCUCUGGACAGAGCUGGAUCCUGCUUCUCGCCAAGGCCGGAAGUGAGUUUCGCACGGUAAUUCCGGGCGGUGUCACGAGUGAAAAGUUUUUUUUUCUUCCCCCGCGGAGAUCCUAGUUGGGGCUGGGAUCUCCUGCAAAACUCGAGACUUGAAAACCAGCCCGCCUCCCAGCCCCCACCAAAGCAGAAUACUCUCCCUACCGCGGGAGGCCACUCCACAUCCGCUCUCACCGGAGAGAAAUUCGGCUGGAGCCCAAGUGACUCAUGAAGGGGAGGAAAUCAUGUCUGGCGAAGCCUUGAAAAAGCUACCCUGAGACACAGUCCUACCGAAAGAAUGUUGGCUCAGUUAAGAAACAGCAGGGAGAUAAAUUCAGCCAAGUGUGUCUAAAAAUGACUACAAAACGAAGUUUGUUUGUGCGGUUGGUACCCUGUCGAUGCCUACGAGGGGAAGAGGAGACUGUCACUACUCUUGAUUAUUCUCAUUGCAGUUUGGAACAGGUUCCCAAAGAAAUUUUUACUUUUGAAAAAACUUUGGAAGAGCUCUAUUUGGAUGCAAAUCAGAUUGAAGAGCUUCCAAAGCAACUUUUUAACUGUCAAUCUCUACACAAACUGAGUUUGCCAGACAAUGAUUUAACAACACUACCAGCAUCUAUUGCAAAUCUGAUUAAUCUCAGGGAACUGGAUGUCAGCAAGAAUGGAAUACAGGAGUUUCCAGAGAAUAUAAAAAAUUGUAAAGUUUUAACAAUUGUGGAGGCCAGUGUAAACCCUAUUUCCAAGCUUCCUGAUGGAUUUUCUCAGCUGUUAAACCUAACCCAGCUAUAUCUGAAUGAUGCUUUUCUUGAGUUCUUGCCAGCUAAUUUUGGCAGGUUAACUAAACUCCAGAUAUUAGAACUUAGAGAAAACCAGUUGAAAAUGUUGCCAAAAACCAUGAAUAGACUGACCCAGCUGGAAAGACUGGAUUUGGGAAGUAAUGAAUUCACAGAAGUGCCUGAAGUACUUGAGCAGCUAAGUGGAUUGAAAGAAUUUUGGAUGGAUGGCAAUAGACUGACUUUUAUUCCAGGGUUUAUCGGUAGUUUGAAACAGCUCACAUAUCUGGAUUUUUCUAAAAAUAAUAUUGAAAUGGUUGAAGAAGGAAUUUCAGCAUGUGAAAACCUUCAAGACCUCAUAUUAUCAAGCAAUUCACUUCAACAGCUGCCUGAGACUAUUGGUUCAUUGAAGAAUGUAACAACUCUUAAAAUAGAUGAAAAUCAGUUAAUGUAUCUACCAGACUCUAUAGGAGGGUUAGUAUCAAUAGAAGAACUGGAUUGUAGCUUCAAUGAAGUAGAAGCUUUGCCUGCCUCUGUUGGGCAGCUGACUAAUAUGAGGACCUUCGCUGCAGAUCAUAAUUACUUACAGCAGUUGCCCCCCGAGAUUGGCAGCUGGAAAAAUAUAACUGUGCUGUUUCUCCAUUCCAAUAAACUUGAGAUACUUCCAGAAGAAAUGGGUGAUAUGCAAAAAUUAAAAGUUAUUAAUUUAAGUGACAAUAGAUUAAAGAAUUUGCCCUUUAGCUUUACAAAGCUACAGCAAUUGACUGCGAUGUGGCUCUCAGAUAAUCAGUCCAAACCCUUGAUACCUCUUCAAAAAGAGACUGAUUCAGAGACCCAGAAAAUGGUGCUUACUAACUACAUGUUCCCUCAGCAGCCAAGGACUGAGGAUGUUAUGUUCAUAUCAGAUAAUGAAAGUUUUAAUCCUUCAUUGUGGGAAGAACAGAGGAAGCAGCGGGCUCAAGUGGCAUUUGAAUGUGAUGAAGACAAGGAUGAAAGGGAAGCACCGCCCAGGGAGGGAAAUUUAAAGAGAUAUCCAACACCAUACCCAGAUGAGCUCAAGAAUAUGGUCAAAACCGUUCAAACCAUUGUACAUAGGUUAAAAGAUGAAGAGACUAAUGAAGACUCCGGAAAAGAUUUGAAACCACACGAAGAUCAGCAAGUUGUAAAUAAUGAUGUGGGUGUGAAGACUUCAGAAAGUACUACCCCAGUAAGAAGCAAAGCUGAGGAAAGAGAAAAGUAUAUGAUAGGAAACUCUGUACAGAAGACCAAUGAACCUGAAGCUGAAAUCAAUCCUGGGAAUCUUCCAGUAACUACAAAUACUGCAAAUAUGAAAGCAUCUGAGAACUUGAAGCAUGUUAAUCAUGAUGAUGUUUUUGAGGAAUCUGAGGAACUUUCUUCUGAUGAAGAGAUGAAAAUGGCAGAGAUGCGACCACCAUUAAUUGAAACCUCCAUUAACCAGCCGAAAGUGGUAGCACUGAGUAAUAACAAGAAAGAUGAUACAAAGGACGCCGAUUCUUUAUCAGAUGAAGUUACACACAAUAGCAAUCAGAACAACAGCAACUGUUCUUCUCCAUCCCGGAUGUCUGAUUCAGUUUCUCUUAAUACUGACAGUAGUCAAGAUACCUCACUCUGCUCUCCAAUGAAACAAACUCAUAUUGGUAUUAAUUCCAAAAACAGGCAAGAAGAUGAAAAUUUUAAUAGCCUUUUACAAAAUGGAGAUAUUUUACACCUUUCAACAGAGGAAAAAUUCAAGAUUCAUGAUAAGAAAGAUUUCAACUUACCUGAAUAUGAUCUGAAUAUUGAAGAACGAUUAGUUCUUAUAGAGAAAGGUAUUGACUCAACAGCCACAUCUGAUGAAUCUCACAAAUUAGACCAUAUCAAUAUGAAUCUUAAUAAACUUAUAAUUAAUGAUACAUUUCAACCUGAGAGAGUGGAAAGGUCAAAGACACAGGACAUAUUGCUUGGAACGAGCUUUUUAAACAUUAAUGCUAAAGGAGAAGAUGAGCACUUGGAAAAUGGAAACAAGUGUCCUAAUGUGGAAUGCAUAAAUAAGGUAAAUGGCCAUUCUGAGGAAACUCCCCAGUCUCCCAGGAGGACUGAACCACAUAACACUGAUUCUUCUGUUGAUAUGGGUAUUUCCAAAAGUACUGAAGAUCUCUCCCCUCAGAGAAGUGGGCCAAUUGGGUCUGUUGUGAAGUCUCAUAGCAUAACUAAUAUGGAGACUGGGGAGCUAAAAAUCUAUGACAUUCUUAGUGAUAAUGGACUUCAGCAGCCAAGUACAGCAGUUAAAAUCACAUCUACUAUUGAUGGAAAAAACAUAGUCAGGAGCAAGUCUGCUACACUUUUAUAUGAUCAACCAUUGCAAGUAUUUACUGGCUCUUCCUCAUCUUCUGAUUUAAUAUCAGGUACAAAGGCAAUUUUUAAGUUUGAUUCAAAUCAUAAUCCUGAAGAGCCAAAUAUAAGAGGCCCCACAGCAAGUGGCCCACAAUCUAUAUCUCAACUAUAUGGUCCUCCACAAUACAAUAUCCAGUACAGUAGCAGCGCUGCAGUCAAGGACACUUUGUGGCACUCCAAACAAAAUCCCCCAAUAGAUCAUGUCAGUUUUCCUUCUCAGCGCCUUCCCAGAUCAGAGAGCACAGAAAGUCACAGUUACACCAAACAUCCUGCCAAUAUGAAUUUCUCUAACCAUAACAAUGUCCGAGCUAAUACUGGAUACCAUUUACAUCCAAGACUUGGCCCAGGAAGACACGGGGAAAUGUGGGCCAUCUCACCAAAUGAACGACUCAUUCCUGGAGCAACUCGAAAUACAAUUCAGCGACAAAGCAGUGUGUCCUCUACAGCCUCUGUAAGUCUUGGUGAGCCAGGUCCCACAAGGAGGGCCCAAAUCCCUGAAGGAGAGUAUUUAUCAUACAGAGAGUUACAUCCAGUCGGAAGAACUCCUCCAGUGAUGUCAGGAUCACAGAGGCCUCUUUCUGCGCGAACAUACAGCAUUGAUGGUCCAAAUGCAUCAAGGCCUCAAAGUGCGCGACCCUCUGUUAGUGAAAUACCAGAGAGAACUAUGUCAGUUAGUGAUUUCAAUUAUUCGCGGACUAGUCCUUCAAAAAGACCAAAUGCAAGGGUUGGUUCUGAGCAUUCUUUAUUAGAUCCUCCAGGAAAAAGUAAAGUUCCUCAUGAUUGGCGAGAACAAGUACUGCGACACAUCGAGGCCAAAAAGUUAGAAAAGAGCAUGCUGUCAAGGUCCUUUAAUUCCAAUUUUACUGCCGUAAGCCACUGUCACUAUGGCAGCUCUAGGGACCUGCAUGGCAGCCAAGGCAGUCUUGCCUUGAGUGUUGCAGACGGAAGAGGUUCUGGUGGGCACAUUUUUCGAAUGCCUUUGAGUAAUGGACAGAUGGGCCAGCCUCUCAUGCCUCAGGCAAAUUAUAGUCAAAUACAUCACCCCCUUCCUCAGGCAUCUGUGGCAAGGCACCCCUCUAGAGAACAACUAAUUGAUUACUUGAUGCUGAAAGUGGCCCACCAGCCUCCAUAUACACAGCCCCAUUGUUCUCCUAGACAAGGCCAUGAACUGGCAAGGCAAGAGAUUCGAGUGAGAGUUGAAAAAGAUCCAGAACUUGGAUUUAGCAUAUCAGGAGGUGUCGGUGGAAGAGGAAAUCCAUUCAGACCUGAUGAUGAUGGUAUAUUUGUAACAAGGGUACAGCCUGAAGGACCAGCAUCAAAAUUAUUGCAACCAGGUGAUAAAAUUAUCCAGGCUAAUGGCUACAAUUUCAUCAAUAUUGAACAUGGACAAGCAGUGUCCUUGCUAAAAACUUUCCAGAACACAGUAGAACUCAUCAUCGUACGAGAGGUUUCUUCAUAAGAACUGUGGACAAAAAAUGGGGGGAAGACAGCAAGAUUUAUUAGAAGAUACUUGCAGGGGAAAUUAAUAUUUUGACUAUUUUUAUAUAUAAAGAGGAACUCAAAAAUUAUGUUCAAAUUUGUACAUUAAUGAAAUAACGGAACUUGUGACUAGAGGGAAAGAACCACUGUACAGUAUAUAGGGAAGACUGUUGAAUUCAAACCAUGUAAAACUUCUUGUUAGGUUUUUAAAAACAUAGCAAUCAAGGCUACAAAAACACAUGUAUGUUGUUUUUGUAUAGAUUGUAGGUUUAUUUUUGGAUUUCAUACUCAUGACUGAACUCUGUACAAGGCUCUAGUUAGCCUUGAUUGUAGCCCAGAGGCGGAUGGCAGAGCUAUCUCAUAGCUUUUAUGCCCUUAUUUUUAUUCAACUGAUAUUAAUGUUUUUCUGCUGAAACUACUUUUUUUUAUGUGGGCAAGAGAUUUGAAAUGUUGGCUUUUGCUAUGUGCACAUUGAAUUGCAGAGUGAGUAGGUGAAGGUGGUGCUGGUGGGAUCACUUUCCAAGGCUUGAUUAAAACAGUUAAUUCUUAUAAAAAUCUGGAAGCAAAGAAUGAAAAAAACAGCAAUCUGUUAAUGUGUUUUUAUUAAUAGAAUAAUGCAAUAAAAAUGUAAUGUCUUUUUAAAGAAAUAAAAAAGACGAUAAUUGCAUUUUAUGAGCGCUACAUGAUCUGUUCUUGUCAUAGCUAUUAAUGAUACAUUUGGUACUGGUGAUUUCAUUUUUAAUUUUUUUUAGUCACAGAAAUUUUUUAACUCUACUGUAGAUGUAUGUUCAUGAUUUUUCUGUGAUACGGAAAUCCCUUGAUUUUUUUGCAAAUGGUGAUAUUUGCAAUUUGAUAAUUAAUACUCCAUUUUAAUGUUAAUUUAUAUUUUUAUUUUAAGCAGCAAAUGAAACUGAAAUGGCCAGUUUUAAGAUUGUGUUGCUAUGACACAAAAUGUAAGAAGAUUUAGCCUCCUGAUUUUGUUUGGCUUCACAUUGCCUUGGUAAAGUAAAAGGAAACAGUACGCAUGAGCUAGGAAACCAAAGCAAGUCUGUGAAACUGGCACAGUGAUAGAGAAUUGCUGUGGGGAGUUGUAGCGCUAAGGGAUGGGCCCUUGGGGCCUGCCAGUGUGUAAAAGUGUUCAGAUAAAGGGCUGUUCCUACAGGUAACAUUAAAUGUGAACUCAACGCGUCAGAGUCUUUAAAGGGUUUCUAAGUGUAAGCGUAAUAGUGUUUUACUGCCAACUGCCUUUUUUUUCGUUAGUGUAAGAAAUAUUUGGUAGAGGUUUAUUAAUUCUGUUUAUCCAAAUAAAAUUUUGUUUUUGUCUGUGUAAUCAAAUAAAAAUUGAGUAACAUGCAAUGGUAAGAAUAAAUGCAUGGUUAUUUGGACCAUAAAAAAAGUGCCAUAGAAGACCAAUAACUGUUUUUAGUCAAGGCUAGUGUGGAGCCUUUCAUUAGAGCAAUAUUCAGUUAUUGCAAUUCAUUUUUAAUUACUAAGAAAUGCAAUUUUGGAAUUUUUAAUCUGUUAUCCUUUGUUCUUGAAUCUUGUUUUAAAUAAGAUUUUUAUAGGACUAGCAAAAACAGCAAUUGACAUUAUUUUUGCAAAAGUGAGUUAGACUGGUUCCUUUCUUGCUAGUCAGUAAACAGGCAGUACUUUUAAAAAGAUGUGAACUCAAAUAUUGCACUUCUUUCAAGAUGUUAUCAACUGGUUAUUGUACUGUAUAGUUUUAAUAAUAUUGAUCGAAACCCUUUAACAACUCUUUGUAAAUUUUAACUCAUUUUAGUUGAUUUUUCAGUACUAUUUACAUAAGAAUUGAUUUUUAUGGAUAUAGUAGAGGAAAUGUGCUGUAUUUUGAUAAAAUUCAUUUAUUGUAUGUGUGUUGUAAUCUCUAAAAAAAAGAAUGACAAACAGCUUCUUUAAGACAA
This is a messenger RNA of Pteronotus mesoamericanus, 7308 nucleotides long. RefSeq names its product erbb2 interacting protein (gene ERBIN). Gene Ontology annotation, molecular function: protein binding. The transcript has 26 exons. The record is from RefSeq and is a predicted model, not a curated record. Bases 1098 to 5366 code for a protein of 1422 amino acids. Gene Ontology annotation, biological process: cell-cell adhesion; embryo development; establishment or maintenance of epithelial cell apical/basal polarity. Gene Ontology annotation, cellular component: postsynaptic membrane; basolateral plasma membrane; postsynaptic density. Lineage: Eukaryota; Metazoa; Chordata; Mammalia; Chiroptera; Mormoopidae.